Molecule: messenger RNA, 951 nt
Organism: Cantharellus anzutake
Lineage: Eukaryota; Fungi; Basidiomycota; Agaricomycetes; Cantharellales; Hydnaceae
Exons: 1
Coding region: 373-894 (173 amino acids)
Source: RefSeq, a predicted model, not a curated record
UGGCCAUUGAGCAGCGCUUCGGCAACUCAUGGGGACCACCCACCUGUCUGGUUGCCUCGUUCUUGGGAAGCUUGCUGGAGAGUAUGCUGUUCCCGAACUUGGAGCAAUGUCAGCCGCACAUCGCGUGUCAAAGUUGCUCCAACAUCAAAGAAUGCAGCACACAGACAUGGAUCAGGGUAGUUAGCAUGUACUGAGAUUGGGUUGGGCCCGCUUAGGACGCUGCGCGUAAUUGAAGGGAGGACAGUAGGUACAAUUUGGGAACACACAUCAACGAUACAAGAGCCGUGUUGGCAUGAGUGGCAAACCAGAGCACUUCACGCUACAAGUUUGCCUGGGACGGUUUGUGUAGCAACGCUGUGAGGAAAUGAAGCCAUGCCUGGCAUGGAGGCCUUGGAGAUUCAUUCAAACGAGAGGACCUGUGGCAAUUCGAAUUCAAUUCACGGCAUGCUGCAUGAAUCGAUCUUCGGGAAAAUAGUCCUUUCUCAUGAUGACACAUGCAGAGCGUAUACUGUUAUCGUUUUCGGCAUGCUUUUGAAUCUUGACGACAUGUUUUCACGGCGGAAGGUUGGUUGGCGUGGACUGAAACACUUCAACAACACUGAUUCAGUGAAUUCCAGUGCGGCUCGAGGCACAUCUAUGUAUGAGCUGACGCGUUUUAUGAAGAAUCUGGACUCGAACUUUCCGCUGUUGACUUUGAACGAUCUGGAUCUUCAAGUUGAGCUAUUUUCGAAAUCUCUUCCUCUUUCAGGCCUGCCUACCACCGAGAAACUAGGAUUAGACCCAUCAGCCAUGCAUCAUAGCGCCGUUCCACCCGAUGACUGCAGGACAUCCAGGAGUGUGACGAUCUCAUGGUGGCAGACCCGUCGAUUAUUUCGCGAGCCCAUCGACUCAUGACCAAGCAGGGUGUACCCAUGAACUGCGAUGGUGAGCCGAUCGUUGAAUUAAGAUGUU